GUGUAUUUAUUUGUUUUAUUUUAUGAAUAACAUGUAAUUCAUGACAAUAUGAUAUUAUGCGAUGAACUGAUAAAUUAAGUUGCUAGUGUGAAGUUGAUAUAUCAGUGAGUGAUCAUUGCCCUAGUGCCGCGGGUGUUUCGUGUUGUUGCGCUGACCAACCGAACGGAGUCUGUGUCACAUCAAGAUGUGGGACUCGUCGACGUUUCUGUCGGCGCUGACGCCGAAGUUCUACGUGGCGCUGACGGGCACGUCGUCGCUGAUCUCGGGGCUGAUCCUGAUCUUCGAGUGGUGGUACUACCGCAAGUACGGCGCGUCGUUCAUCGAGCAGGUGUCGCUGGCGCACCUGGGCCCGUGGUUCGCGGCCGACGAGCCGCCCGGCGCACCGCCGCCCAUGCCGCAGGAGUGCAAGGUGUGGCGCAACCCCAUGGCAUUGCUCCGGGGCGCGGAGUACGCGCGCCUGUGGGCGGCCGCGCGGCGCGCCCCGCUCACCUACUACGACAUGAACCUGUCCGCCCAGGAGCAUCAAGCUUGGUUUGGUGUGGCCGGGGCUGACUCGCCCUGCGAGGCGGCGUUAGCCCGUGCCUGGCGAGAGCGCGAACCGGCGGCUCGGGUCGCCGCCGCCCGCGCCGCGCUCGCCAUCCGGCCCGACUGCGCCGCCGCGCUACUACUGCUGGCUGAGGAGGACGCGCCCACGGUCGCCGAGGCGGAGAGAGUGUUGAAGCGUGCGUGGCGCUGCGCGGAGGCCGCCUGGCGAGUGUCGAGCGGGGCCGGCGUGGCGAACGUGGCCGGCUCGGCGGCUAGGGCUCGCAGGGACGCGGCGGUGCUGGCGCACGUGAAGCGGCGCGCGGGGAUGUGCGCGCGCCGGCUCGGCCGCCUGCGCGACGCCGCGCGCGUGUUCCGCGAGCUCGCGCGGGACGGACCCGCGCCGCUGCACGCCCACGAGAACCUGCUCGAGGUGCUGCUCGAGCAGCGCCUGUACCUGGACGCGCAGGCGGUGGUAGCGCGCUACGACGACCCGUCGCUACCUCCUUCAGCCACCAUCCUGUACACGGCGGCGCUGCUGCGAGCGCGCGCCGCCGUGUUAGCGCCCAGGCCUAACGCGGAACUGCAAGCUAUUGAGACGAUCCGGCGCGCCAUAGAGUUCAACCCGCACGUGCCGGCCUACCUGCUCGAGCUGCGGCCGCUCACCCUCCCCCCCGAGCACGUCCUCCGGAGGGGGGACAGUGAGGCCCUCGCUUACGCCUUCUGCCACCUCAGGCACUGGCGGAACUGCGAGGGCGCGCUCAAGCUACUCCACGCGGCUCACUCUACAGGUCCCCCGGCGCCGCCGUGCUCGCUGUGCCUGGACCGCGAGCUGCUGCCGGCGCACCACGCGGCGUGGGGGCUGGCCUCCCGCCCGCGGGCCCUCCUCCCCCUGCUGGGCGCGCUGUGCGUGUGCGCGGCGCUGCUCGCGCUGUGCGCCGCGCGCUGGCCGCACGCCGCCGCCGCGCUGGCGCCCGAGCGCCUGCUGCGCCUGCUGCACCACGUCUGACCGCGCCGCUGAGCCCUCCUCCCCCUGCUGGGCGCGCUGUGCGUGUGCGCGGCGCUGCUCGCGCUGUGCGCCGCGCGCUGGCCGCACGCCGCCGCCGCGCUGGCGCCCGAGCGCCUGCUGCGCCUGCUGCACCACGUCUGACCGCGCCGCUGAGCCCUCC
Molecule: messenger RNA, 1691 nt
Organism: Cydia splendana
Lineage: Eukaryota; Metazoa; Arthropoda; Insecta; Lepidoptera; Tortricidae
Product: protein ST7 homolog
Exons: 7
Coding region: 185-1531 (448 amino acids)
Source: RefSeq, a predicted model, not a curated record